Messenger RNA from Scophthalmus maximus (turbot), 824 nucleotides. It is a transcript of the gene alg14, whose product is annotated as ALG14 UDP-N-acetylglucosaminyltransferase subunit. Gene Ontology annotation, biological process: dolichol-linked oligosaccharide biosynthetic process. The transcript has 4 exons. The coding region runs from base 73 to 720 and encodes 215 amino acids. The record is from RefSeq and is a predicted model, not a curated record. Gene Ontology annotation, cellular component: UDP-N-acetylglucosamine transferase complex. Lineage: Eukaryota; Metazoa; Chordata; Actinopteri; Pleuronectiformes; Scophthalmidae.
UGAACGCCCCAACUCAGGGAUCUACUUCCGGGCGAAGCACAGUAUGUAGAUUCUUCCUACACAUCCGCCACGAUGUUCCCGGAAGCAGCUGCGUUUGUUAUUAUAUUCACAUGUUUAUUCUUCAUUGCCCGGUUAUAUAUCGUCGUGAAGAAUCGACCGAAGCACAAAGCUGGGGCCAAAGGUCGCGUCGCUGUGCUCGUCGUCGCCGGAUCAGGUGGCCACACCACGGAGAUCCUGCGGCUGACGGAGUGCCUGUCCGCGGCCUACGCACCGCGGCACUACGUGAUCGCCGACACGGACCAGAUGAGUGAGGAGAAAAUCUGCACGUUCGAGAGGUCGAGACAGCGCUCGGACUCUGAGACGCAGUUCACCAUCUGUCGGAUCCCGCGGAGCCGAGAGGUGCACCAGUCCUGGACCUCCUCGGUCGUCAGCACCCUGAAGGCCCUGCAGUACUCCGUCCCCCUGGUGUUCAGACUCAGACCCGAUGUGGUGUUGUGUAACGGCCCCGGGACGUGCGUCCCCCUCUGCGCGGCUGGGCUCCUCCUCGGAAUUCUGGGAAUGAAGAAAGUCCUCAUAGUUUACGUUGAAAGUAUUUGCCGGGUGCACACGCUGUCGCUCACCGGGAGGAUCCUGUACCUGAUAUCGGACUACUUCUUCGUGCAGUGGUCCUCUCUCAGGGACAAAUACCCCAAAUCCAUUUUCCUCGGAAGAAUAGUGUGAAAAGAAUCUGUUACACGCGGGCACAAAGAUUUCUUAAAUACAGAAUUAAAUAUUGUAAUUAAAUAAUCUUGUAAUUAACAUAAAUAAAUAUUUUUUUAUUGUUA